Molecule: messenger RNA, 738 nt
Organism: Uloborus diversus
Lineage: Eukaryota; Metazoa; Arthropoda; Arachnida; Araneae; Uloboridae
Exons: 6
Coding region: 1-738 (245 amino acids)
Biological process (GO): protein secretion; regulation of exocytosis
Molecular function (GO): GTP binding; GTPase activity
Source: RefSeq, a predicted model, not a curated record
AUGGAAAUGCUUCAAACUGGAUACACAGAAGAGGACGUCGUGAGUGUUAACGUUAUACUCAUUGGAGAUUCAACUGUGGGCAAAACUAGUCUGAUAAAACGAUUCACCUCUGGAACUUAUCAACUUGAGGAAUGUACUGUCAAUAUCGAUGUGGAAGUGGUUUACGUAGAAGUUGAUGAUUUUCUUGUCCAAUUGGUGCUUUUUGACACAGCUGGAUUGGAAAAAUACAGAUGCUUGACGCGCACUUAUUACAGAGAUGUGGAAGGGAUCUGCUUAGUAUAUGAUGUUACACGUUUUCAAACUUUCAACUCUUUAACAAGUUGGAUUGAUGAAAUUAAACUGUACUGUGGAGAUGAAGUGUCGGUUUUAAUUGUUGGCAACAAAGCGGAAGAAAGGGAAUCCAAAGCUGUCAACAAAAGAGUCGCAAGAUCGUUUGCAAAAGAUAAUGGCUAUGAAAUAAUAGAAACCAGUGCUUGUGAAGACAUUAAUGUAGAAAAGGUAUUUUUCUCACUUCUGUGCAAGAUAUUAAAGCGACGCGGUUUGUUGGAGAUCGAUAGGAAUCCAAAAAUGUCAGUUGUGAUGAGAUCUGUUGGUGUUCAGUGUGUGAAUAAAGCUCCUAAACUUCAGCAGUUUAAAGAUGAAGUCUUUUCGAAACUGUCUUUCAAAAAGACUAGAAAGGUCCAAUUGCGAAAUAAGGCAAUGCAGACUGAUAAAACUAAAAAAAAAUGUUGUAGUUGA